AUGCCUACUGCAACGGAAUUCUUUGGUAUAGCCAUCACCAAUUUUGGUCCUCUUACCACAACUUACACUCCCCCGCCCUCGUGUACCACAGCAACAACCGAUCACCUCAUCUACGCUAUUGAGAACGUCACAGGUCCCUACCAUGGCGCUCCAAGCUGUGAGCAUAAUUUAGUACAGGAUUGCAUACCCGACGGCUCCUCCUAUGAUACUCUGGCGGACAAGAUUGUCAAUCCGUGGGCAUAUGGUUUCUUCAACUACCAUUCUCCUGGUAUAUAUUGCCCCAAAGGCUGGACUACCGCCGCUGUACUUGGCCAUGGAGAUAAGACAGGCUCUGAGUUGAGGAGCGGCGCCUUCACCAAUACUCAGGCACCAAGCAGCACAUUCACUGGUCCAUCAAUCAUUCAGCCAGAUAAAGUUUGGCUGUCUGUGUUGGAGCCAUCCGAGACACUUGCUUUUUGUUGUCCGAGUGGGUGGGAUGGCAUUGAAUGGGGAAUUUGCGCAACUUACAUUGAACAUUUCUCAUCGUCCAACCACACUGGAAUCUGUGUUCGAGACUAUUAUCCUCCUCAGUAUCCAGUUGUCACUGUCCACACGGUGGAAGGAGAGCCUGUAUCAGGCAGCGCUGGGGUUCUCUCAGCAGUUUCUGCGUCAGGUACAUGGUCCGACCAAGUGGAAAAGCUGACGGGCAUUCUACCUAGCCCUGACCUAACGUCGUCGUUGAUUGUCGUCAGGACACUCCCUGCUGUUCCUUUAAUCUACAAGUCCUCGGACAUUGAAGCUACCGAGACUGGCACCGGAGAUGAUGGUGGUAAAAAGGAUUCCGGUGAUGAUGAUAACAAAGACGAUACCAAGAAGGCCGAUGAGAAUGGCAGUGGAGCUUCUACUUCACCGAUCAUGCUGGAUGUCUAUUGGCGAUAUGUUUCGGUAUUCUUGUAG
Molecule: messenger RNA, 936 nt
Organism: Fusarium graminearum PH-1
Lineage: Eukaryota; Fungi; Ascomycota; Sordariomycetes; Hypocreales; Nectriaceae
Exons: 4
Coding region: 1-936 (311 amino acids)
Source: RefSeq, a predicted model, not a curated record